Spizellomyces punctatus DAOM BR117 is the source of this 3160-nucleotide messenger RNA. RefSeq lists its product as uncharacterized. Gene Ontology annotation, biological process: spliceosomal complex disassembly. The coding region runs from base 16 to 2985 and encodes 989 amino acids. The record is from RefSeq and is a predicted model, not a curated record. The transcript has 2 exons. Gene Ontology annotation, cellular component: U2-type post-mRNA release spliceosomal complex. Lineage: Eukaryota; Fungi; Chytridiomycota; Chytridiomycetes; Spizellomycetales; Spizellomycetaceae. Gene Ontology annotation, molecular function: nucleic acid binding.
CACACAUGUUUACAGAUGGGGAGACGAAAGAAGAUUAUUGAGGAUGAUGGAGAUAGCUCAGAAGGAGACCGACCCGGGGAAGACGAGGAGGAUGGUAUAGAAGCUCACGGUCUCAAUGCAGAUCUGGCGGAGGAAGCCGCACUGUUUGCGAACCCAUAUGGUACUUUCGGUCGUAAGAAGAGACGACGAACAAAGGAAGAUAACAUUUACGGCAUAUUUGGCGAUGACGAUAAGGAUGAUGGGCGCAGUGACGGACGAAAGCAGAAUUCUCGUUACAUGUCUGGAGUUCGUUUCGUAUCUGGCGGUAAUAUAGCCGGUAGUCGUCACACCGACAGUGACGACGAUAACUCAGCGGAACACGGAAGUAGUGAGGAAGAGGAUAACAAUGGACCAAGCCAGAAUCAAGACCCUAUGGAUAUCGAAGAAGAUACUGUAUCUAGAGGGGGAUUAGGCUCUGGGUCACUACGAGCAACGGGUGCAGACGAAGACGGCGACGACGGCUGGAGCGCCGGACGGCCUGGCGUGGGUACAAAUUUCGGUGGAAGACGAGGUCUUGGUAGUAUGGAAGACGAUGAACCAGAUAGAGAACAGACUCGUAUGGGUCUUGGAGGUGCCAGCGGUGGUGGGGUUGGGUUUGGGAGGUCAUCCAGGGCCGGCCUUGGGCUGAGUGAGGCCUCUGCGGAUGUCCCCGCCGAUCUGCCAACAUCCUUUGGGUCGACUAGAACAAAGUCUAGGUCGUCUAGCAACAGUCCAGUCCCGCGAUAUCAACCAGUCGAUAAAGAUUUUGGAAGGUUUGAAAGAAGCACCAAGGGUAUAGGGUCCAAGUUACUGGAGAAGAUGGGUUGGCGAAUGGGUAUGGGGUUGGGAAAGGAAGGAACAGGUAUUGCUGCGCCAAUUGAUGUCAAGCUGCGACCAAAAGGUGCUGGUCUGGGUAUGGUGGAUGAGCGGACGGAAGCCAUAAAGAACGAGCAGUGGGAGCGGCGACAAUCAGAGGGUUUGGACGAAGACGAAGAGAUACCCACUCGAAAGACUCAGUUGCGCACAGGGCAAUGGAAACAAGGCGCAAGGAAGCAGAAAAAAACUUACAAGUCUGCAGAAGAGCUAGUUGCAGAGCAAGAAAGCGGGGCGGGCCCGCCGGUGGGGGCGGUACCAACAGCUACCAAAAUCUUGGAUAUGACAGGGCGCGAAGUGCGAGAGCUUUCUGACAUAUCAGAGAUCACGUCCGCUACUGCCGCCUUUGAUAUCACGGCAGCUCGAUUGCCGGAAUUGCGACAUAAUGUAAAAUUGUUAGCCGAUCUGGCACAGGACGACCUCUUACAUGUCGGCCGCCAGAUGCGCAUUGAGAAAACGCGGCAGGAGCAGCUCGGUCGUCAGGAGAAGGUCAUUUCGCAACAGGUGAACGAUGAGAAAACCCGUAUCGUUCGAUUACAGGCUGUGGUGGAACUUGCGAAUGAAUGCGAGCGCACCUCUAAGCGAUUUAGCUUUGGGCUCGGUGAAUUAGACCUCGACGAGCUUAUUGAAGCGUUCUCUAUCCCUUUCCAAAAGCUUCAAACUGAACACUUUGAGGAGUAUCAAACAUAUGGUCUGGAUGAGUUGGUGGUAGCUUCAUUGGCCCCAAUCGUGAAGAGGACGCUUCAUGAAUGGCAGCCGCUAGCUGACCCAACUUACGGAGCAGAAGCGUUUCGGCAGUGGAAAAAGCUGUUGAUGGUACCGGCCCAACCUUCCGGGAAGGGCCAGGAUGUGAACAUGGGAGCAGUAUCUGCCGAUCAUGCACCUUCAAGGAAAAUGACACCGUACGAAGCGAUGAUGUAUGAUAUAUGGCUUCCCAAAGUCCGGCAGGCGAUCAACAAUGAGUGGAGUCCUCAACUACCGGAUUCAGUGAUUACGCUGCUGGAAGCAUGGCAUCCCCAAUCAGCAAGCACAAAGAGUCAGAUUCGGAAUGGGGUUACUGAAGACGGCGACCAGAACGUCCUUCUUCCUUCAUGGCUUUAUCAAAACAUAUUGGAACAACUCAUACUGCCAAAGUUAACUCAUGAAGUGGAUAAUUGGAAUCCUAGUCAAGAUCCGGUCGCAGUUCAUACAUGGGUGCAUCCAUGGUUACCACAUCUUGUCGAUCGCAUGGAAGGAAUCUUUACAACUAUACGACACAAGUUGGUGGGGUCCUUGAAAGACUGGUAUCCGCGUGACCCAAGCGCAUUGCUUGUUUUGAUGCCAUGGAAGGAAGUCUUUAAGCAGGCCGACAUGGAAUCACUGCUUGCCAAGGCCAUACUUCCCAAGCUGAUUCUUACGCUACGUAACGAUUUCGAGGUCAACCCGCGGGCGCAAGACCUUGAGCCACUGCAAUGGGUCUUUGCAUGGUGCUCAGUUGUACCGGCCCAUCUUCUGGUACAUUUGUUCGAGACAGAAUUUUUCCCGAAAUGGCACAAGGUCCUUUGGGCGUGGCUCUCCAGUCCGCAGGCCAAAAAUGAGGAAAUCACAAUGUGGUAUAAAAGCUGGAAGGGCGUGUUUCCACCAGAAUUGGUCAAGGAAGCUGGUAUCGUCAACCAGUUCAGAGCGGGACUGGACAUGAUGAACCGAAGUCUGGCAAUGGGCGGCGCACGAGGCCCUAUGCCGGCAGCUCCGCCGCCUAUUGCAUCCAUGUCCCGAACGGCGGCGGCUGGUGGGAAAGUGGGUAGCGGUACAGCUCGGCGUGCAGCAGCCCCUGCUAUGUCCGCUAUGGAUUCGUUUAGAGAUUAUGUCGAGCGAAAGGCGAGUGAGCGUGAUCUGUUGUUUGCGCCUGCCAAUCGUGUUCAUCCUACAACCGGAAAAGCGCUCUUCCGGCUGGCACCUGCUGCAAAAGCCGCCACUGGCACCGGCGGACUCAUCGGAUACAUUGAUGAAGGGGUUAUAUUCGUUGAUAACGGAAGUGGAGGAUGGGAUCCGAUGAGCGUGGAAGAGGCGAUGGAAAUGGCCAAGGGCAAGGCCAAAGGGAAAGGGAGUGCUUAAGCGCCGUUCUGAAUGUAUAAAUCUAAUUAUUUCAUCUAUUGUUCUGCGUGGAAUUUUGUAUCAAACGAGUAUGAUGGAGGAUGACCAUCCUGCCUGGGAUUCCCUUGAGAUCAGCCCUCACAUGUUUGCCAACUAAAUACAUAAACGGCAUGCUUCAUAAAGCACUUCAAGCACC